AUGACAACAUUAACAAUAGACUUUGAUGUCAUCCCCAAUCUCGCGGGCAAGCGUGUCAUUAUCACCGGCGCGUCAUCAGGUAUUGGGCUAGCAGCUGCAACGAUAUUCCAACAGAAAGGUGCAUGGGUGCUCAAUCUCGAUACGAACCCGCCACUGGAGGGAACUGCCGCUGGCAUCGAAUAUCGUAAAUGCGAUGUUAGCAACUGGAAAAGUCUGAAAGAGGCCUUUGCCUAUGCUGGUACUGUCGAUAUUGCCGUUUCCAAUGCGGGUAUCUCAGAGACUACUGACUUUGUGGCGGAAGCAUUCGACGGCGACUUUGAAACUCUCCAGGAACUAGAAUAUCGCGUGCUUGAUGUCAACCUGCGGGCUGUUAUCAACUUUACACGAUUGGCUCUGAAUCAUUUCCAUAAUAGGAAAUAUCCUGGUAGCAUCGUCAUUACAUCCAGCGCCACCGCAUAUGCUCCAGAGCAAUCACUCCCAGUAUACAGCGCGUCCAAGUUGGCCCUAAUCGGCUUUAUCCGUGCAUUGAGAUCCUCUAUUCGCCUUCAGGGCAUCACCAUCAACGCUGUCGCUCCUGCAGCCACCAUCACCAACUUAUUACCACCGCAUCUGGCGGCUCCCAUUAUUGCCGCUGGUCUGCCUAUCAGCACUGCCGAGUUUGUGGGAUUGGCUCUAGUUUAUUCGGCUACCGCAAAUCAGAGUGGAAUUGUCGAAUUGUACGGGAAGGAUGCGCCAGAGCUUCUCACGGCGGAAUCCAGAUGGCAUGGUCAAACCAUAUUGACAUUAGGACACAAAUACACUGAGCUGGACGGCCCUAUUGCUUCGCUGCGGCCACAAUGGUUUGGGGACGAAAAUACUACGCUUACUGGUCUACAGCAAGCGUCUACUGAUUUCCGUACCGGUGCAGCGCUGUUGUAA
Messenger RNA from [Torrubiella] hemipterigena, 918 nucleotides. The record is from the annotation of a GenBank genome assembly. NCBI's taxonomy places the organism in Eukaryota, Fungi, Ascomycota, Sordariomycetes, Hypocreales, Clavicipitaceae.